Molecule: messenger RNA, 1656 nt
Organism: Babesia bovis T2Bo
Lineage: Eukaryota; Apicomplexa; Aconoidasida; Piroplasmida; Babesiidae
Exons: 1
Coding region: 72-1646 (524 amino acids)
Source: RefSeq, a predicted model, not a curated record
AAAGAUUAUAAGAUCUACAUAUCUAUGUUAUGUAGCAAUCUAUGUUGUGUAGUUGAUCGUUCAUAUAUUUGAUGCCAUACUGCAUAAUAACACCAAGCUUAAAGCGGAGCAGCGUUGCACUUACAACAUUGUUGUGCUGCUCCGAUCGUGUAUCAGACAUACGAUUUAAUAGAAUAGACCAGACUAUUACGUUUAAUGACACGUUGAAAGGUGGAAUCAAUACUUUCAAGGUUACAGUUUCACUCUCUAGGGUAGUAACAGACAUUUCAGUGGAAUCAUCAUCGUAUAGCGUUGGUUUAACUUUAGAACGAGUUGCAUCUACUCAAUUAUCUGUAUCGGAUGAUUCUAAAAACAAGGAAUCAACCAUUAUCGAUGCUUCAACUUCGUUAGAACAUGUUAGUGGCCCUGUCAACUUGUUAGGGAAUAGCUCAAUCAUUGCAAGUACAACGGGUUCUACGUCGGUACCAUGUCAUUUUAAAAAUAAUAGUGAAUAUUUAAGAUCAGUAUCAGGUGGUUAUUGUGGAUUAAGCGAUAUUGCAAUACAGCGUGAUACCAAAUCGUUAGGUGGCCGUUCGAUUUGCACGAAUUCAUCUACCGUAUCAAAUACGCUAGUAACUCUUGAAGUUAAAGAUACUAUACCGGAUACGUCUGGAAGAUCGUUAUCCCUGUUAAACAACUCUAAUUCAUUGGGUAAUAUCAUUUGUCCUACAGCUGAUCAUUAUUUCACAUGUUUACUGGAUCACAUUGUCAUUCCAGUUCGUGACUUUGUUAUAUUGAGCCCAUAUCUAUACUCUGUUAGCGCCCAUAUUGGACGAGAGGGUGUUAUAUUACUGUCAUUUAACUUGCGCGUGAGGCUUGGUAACGUAUCAUUAUUUGAUUUAGGCCUUGCUUCUUUGUAUAAAUCUGGUUCUCAAUUACGUGUCUCCACACAUAGUAGCUUAUCUGUACACUGCAAAGGUUGUGGCAGGUUUGUUCAUAAAGUGGCUGAUGCAAAGUUAGUCCCUCUGCCCACCGAUAUCUUCAACAGUAGUAGCGACGCGACAUUUUGUGAGGAAUGCGAGCUUGACAUACCAUCGGAUACUAUAUCUUUAUGCCAUUCUCCAAGUAUAGUGUACCACAGUGAGGAGUUUGUGACACUCUUUAUUCCACCUGCAUCCGAUCCAUUGCCAGUACGUUGCAACACCUGUGACCUUCAACUUGGUCAUUAUCGUGUUGGCAAAUUGGAAUACGUGGAUUUUUAUAAAUCACACAUUAGUCUAUAUUCUGGAGACAGUGAUAAAGACAUAUUUUGGCGCCAUUCUCCCUUGUCCGACUUUAUAGAAUCGCUACAAUACAAUUCCCAGUCUAGGUUAUAUAUAACUUCUGAAGGCAACGAUAAAACACUUUUUACGGGGUGUGAGUUAGAAGUUCCCCUGGUUUGUCUUGAAAUUAUCAAGAUAUGCUCAACUCCGGAUACCUUUGUCACAAGUGCCUUCGGUAUUUUAAAAGCUUCAAGGAUAUUGUGGAGAUUUGUUCGGGAGUUUGGUAAUCCACUUAUAAAGUGCAACCCGGUUACUUUUGAGUUACUUCAUGAGCGUUUGUUAUAUUUUUCUCAGGAGUUGGACCCUAACAGUGGCUACCGUCCAUCGUUGUUGGUCUCUUACUAGCGAUGGAUGU